Molecule: messenger RNA, 1755 nt
Organism: Xylaria bambusicola
Lineage: Eukaryota; Fungi; Ascomycota; Sordariomycetes; Xylariales; Xylariaceae
Product: oxidoreductase NAD-binding domain-containing protein
Exons: 3
Coding region: 525-1418 (297 amino acids)
Biological process (GO): ergosterol biosynthetic process
Molecular function (GO): cytochrome-b5 reductase activity, acting on NAD(P)H
Source: RefSeq, a predicted model, not a curated record
UUCGUACAUGCCCCUUUUUAGGGCCAACAAACAGCGGGCUUUCAAGGUCCCGUCACCGGUGUCAGCCAGCUCCUAACGCCCGUCGCAGCGAAUUGAUUGGCGCCUACGUUUGCAGCUGAAAAGACGUCGGGCUUCGGACAUCAGUUCCCGUCCCCUGCACGGCCUCGGAUUACAUAAAAUCAUUCGGUACCGAAGGAUCUUUGUGAGACGAAACAGAUACUUAAGUCGACGACAGCCCUUUUCGAUGAAUGAGUAGAUGCCAACUUAACUAUCCGCGACUUUCUAUUAUCUCGAGACUCCCCGCGUCGUGAAGACCAUCACUGCACAGCUUCUCCUUUCAGCGGGCACCUACCCACUAUUGAAUUGAACCAACCACAGACGCCACCGCUGCCCGAACAGGAAGGGAAUUUGGGGCAGUCCGGCCGUCUCUUUUCAUAACGAUCACUCUAUUUUGUCUCGUGUCUCAUUCUCGUCUUACUACCCUCGACUCGCAUUUUAUGAAACUUCUUUAGGCCUAAGCAAAGAUGGCUACAAGAAGCAUUCUGACUGGGCGGCUCCCCACCGUCGUGGGAACCGUAGCGCUAGCUGGUGUCGGGCUUGGCAUAUACUCACGAUACAUGAUGGGCGUGGCACACGCAGACAGCGGCAUGCCGCCAAAGGCCUUUGGAGGUGGCCCGGCCUUCUUGUCACUUCAACUGGAGAGCAGUGAGGUCGUCAAUCACAACAUGAAGAAACUACGCUUUGCACUGCCAACAGACCAACACGUCAGUGGAUUGCCGCUUACAUCUGCUCUGCUUACGUUUUCUUGGCCGAAAGGCAGCAUUCUACCCUGUGUACGCCCUUACACGCCCAUCACACCUAGUGAUGAGCCUGGUGUCCUCGAGUUAAUGGUGAAGAAAUACCCCAACGGCAAGCAGAGUACUCACAUCCACUCACUGCAGCCCGGCGAUUAUCUCCGCUUUGUCACGCCCAUCUCGGGAUACAAGUGGACGCCGAAUAAGCACCAAGACAUUACUCUUAUCGCCGGAGGUGCGGGUAUCACACCCAUGUACCAAUUGAUUCAGGGCAUAUUGAACAAUCCCGAGGAGAAGACCCGCAUAACACUCGUGUUCGGCGUCAACACGGACGCCGACGUGCUGUUGAAGCCGGAGUUUGAGGACUUCGAGCGCCGGUUUCCGGGCCGUUUCAAGGCCAUCUACACCGUCAGCAACCCCAUCCCCAACUCUCCUUAUCCGAAGGGAUAUGUCACGAAAGAGCUCUUGGGCAAAGUCAUGACGGCGACUCCUGCGACAGAGAACACGAAAGUGUUUGUUUGUGGCCCGCCGGCUAUGGAGACGGCGCUUGUUGGGAACCGUAAGCAGCCGGGUGGUAUACUGGGAGAGCUGGGAUACACAAAAGAUCAAAUUCAUAAGUUUUAGUUUGAGAGGUCGCUUAUCGAACUGUUUCUUUUGUAAGGUCUCAGAGAGGCUGCUAGAUACCCAAUUCAUAGAAUGCAUGCACAGUUAUACAGACAAAAAGUUUUGUUGUUUUGGUUUUUGCGAAUAAGUGAAGAGCACAGAUGAGCAGCAAUCAUGAUCGGGAACGUAGUGUCAGGUAACCAAUUUCUCGAAGACUUCCAUGUUGAACGUGUUGGUGGUCAAUACGUCGCUUCGUGUACCAUAUCAAGGGGCACACGAAGGAGCGUUCAUGUAUAUAAGGGGAUUUUCCCACCUUACUCUUAUGAUAUAGAUUAGGUGAACGGAACGCUCAUAUACC